UAACGCGCGUGCUUGUGACAGUACGCAGACGUGUGUGAGCUUGGGAAAAAAUUAUUCAUUGAUAGAAGAUUAAUCAGGAGGUGAUGUUUAACAUAUUGAGUUAACAUUAAUAGUUGAUUAGUUAAGAAAAGAUAGUGUGUUUUGAUGAUAGAAGUGGUCAAAGUCUCGCUUUGUCAUCAUUCAGAUUGUCCCCACCCUUUAGUUCGCAGCAACGCACAAAAGGAUCAGUCGCUUGGAUCUGUGAGUCCUUUGUGCUUUGGAUGUCCUCCAGGUUGAAUGUAUAAAACUGUCAAGUUUGCUGUUGUGAGGGCAUUUGAUUCUGGCCAGUGUGCUUGUUAGUAGUGACUGCCAUUCGGUGUCAGACGUUGAAGACAAUAGGGCCAGUUUUGAUACAGUUUUUAAGCAUACGAAAAAUUACGAAUAAUAGUGACCACUUGGGUUAUGACUCGUGAUCUUGGGAUUUACUCAUUCUUCGUGCUGAAGAUACGAGGUUACUGCUGUGAAUAAUGGACGAUAUGAAAAAUCUUGCACUUGGUGGAACUAUUCAAAGAUUCAAUGGUGAUGAACAGGUGCAGUUUAUUCCUGAAGAAAGUAACCAGGUGACAAUUAGAUCACCACCACCAUCGUCACUUCAUUUAGAAAAUCUAAAUAAUGCAAUUUUAGGAAGCUCACAGAAUAAUGUUCACUGCAGUUGCAAUGGCACGUCAACGACAACAACUGCAAACGGUAGUGCUGGUUCCGGUUGUGCAAGCGGAGGUUUGGCGAGAAAAAUUCAAAAUCAUACUGGUGCUAGCCCAGGUCAAGUUAAUAAACGACCUGCGGUUGCACUCACACAUUUACCCAAGAGACCUCCUGUCGACAUCGAGUUCAAAGAUUUGGCCUACAGUGUAUCCGAGGGUAGACAGAGAGGGUAUAAGACUAUUUUAAAAUGUGUUAACGGGAAGUUUAGAUCGAGCGAAUUAACUGCCAUUAUGGGUCCGUCUGGUGCUGGUAAAAGCACUUUGAUGAACGUUUUAGCAGGAUAUAAAACAUCCAAUUUAAAUGGAUCAAUAUUAAUAAAUGGAAAGGAAAGAAAUCUCAGAAGAUUUCGAAAAAUGUCAUGCUACAUAAUGCAAGAUGACCGGCUUUUACCCCACUUGACAGUUCACGAGUCAAUGAUGAUAUCAGCGAAUUUAAAGCUUGGCAAAGACAUGGAUGUUGCCGCUAAAAAAGUAGUUGUUGAAGAAAUACUUGAUACCCUAGGCCUAAGUGAUGCAAGUAAUACGCAAGCACAAUGUCUAAGUGGCGGACAACGAAAAAGAUUGUCAAUUGCAUUAGAAUUGGUCAAUAAUCCACCAGUGAUGUUCUUCGAUGAACCUACGUCGGGCCUUGAUAGCUCUUCUUGUUUCCAAUGCUUGAGUUUGCUCAAGUCAUUAAGUAGAGGAGGAAGAACAAUAAUCUGCACGAUACAUCAACCAAGUGCUCGUCUUUUUGAAAUGUUUGAUAAUCUUUAUCUGUUAGCGGAAGGUCAAUGUAUUUAUCAAGGAAAUGUCGGUGGUCUCGUGCCAUUCUUGGCUUCUAUGGGUUUAGAAUGCCCUAGUUAUCACAAUCCAGCUGAUUAUGUUAUGGAAGUAGCUUGUGGAGAACACGGUGAAUGUGUAGAAAAAUUAGUGAUGGCUGUGAACAAUGGAAAAUGUAAUAAUUAUAAACAUAAUCAAGCUGCAAUUACUGCAUCAGCACCAAUGGUAUCUAAUGAUAUAGCAAAACAAUCACCACCCAGAGAACAAACGAAGCCUGAGGGUGAUACGUUAAUUCCUAAUGGAGUACCAAAAGGUGCUGGUGGUGCACUAGUUUUGAAUAUGCCUGUUUCUUGCACGACUUCUUUGUUAGAUAGUGCAGAAAGUAUAGAACAAAAAGUUGGCUUUCCUACAAACGGAUGGACGCAAUUUUGGAUUUUACUUAAAAGAACGUUCUUAUCACAAAUGAGAGAUAUGACCUUGACGAGGGUAAGGCUAAUUUCUCAUAUAAUUGUUGGCUUACUCAUCGGAGCUCUUUACUAUGACAUUGGAGAUGAAGGUGGUGAAGCUUAUAGCAAUGCAGGAUGUAUCUUUUUCACUGUUAUGUUUCUCAUGUUUACUGCGAUGAUGCCAACGAUACUCACAUUUCCAACAGAAAUGUCUGUGUUCGUCAGAGAGCAUUUAAAUUACUGGUAUUCAUUGAAAUCGUUUUACUUUGCCAGAACUGUAGCAGAUUUGCCUUUCCAAACAGUGUUUUCAAUAGUUUACGUUAUGAUAGUUUACUUUAUGACAUCGCAACCACUGGAAGCAUAUAGAUUUUUAAUGUAUCUUAACAUUUGCGUCUUAACUGCUCUUGUAUCACAGUCCAUUGGGCUUUUGAUAGGCGCAGCAAUGAGUGUUGAGAGCGGAAUGUUCAUUGGUCCGGUGUCCUCAGUGCCGAUAGUUCUCUUUUCCGGCUUCUUCAUUAAAUUUACAGCGAUGCCAAACUACUUAAGUUGGUUGUCAUAUGUAUCGUUUAUUCGAUAUGGCUUCGAAGGAGCGAUGAUCACCGUAUUUGUACAAUCGACCUCGUCUCAAGUGCUCGUUCGAAUACUGCCACUUCAGGACUCCGACCAAGUUCCUCGAGGAGAUGGCGAUGCUCGAUGCAGUCUACUGGAUCGAUGUCGUAGCUCUUAUUGGCUUUCUCAUUCUCCUGAGGAUCUGCACGUAUUUCGUAUUAAGACUCAAACUUAGAUCUCUUCGUUAACUGUGCAAGUAGUCGAAAAAAGACAAUAAAAACCUUUAUCAAUGAAAUUAUUAAUUACAAUUAAGUUAUUUUAUCCAAUUUUAUUGAAUAACACCACAAUUGAAUUGGAAAAAAUAAUAUAAAAUGGAUCAAACGAAGAUGAUAAAAUUUAGACAAAAAUAAAUUAGAAUGUCAAUGGAGCGUAAGCCAAACAUUUUUCAACUGAAACAGAAAAUCAAUUGUUGAAACUGUUUAAGACUGAAAUUAAUGGAAUGUUUAGAUUGUUCAAAACUGUUGCAAAAAAAAACGUUCAAUGUGAAAUCUUAUUCAAUUAAUGAAACAAACAAAAAUCUCUGGAUAAUUUUACUUAACAGUUUCGAAAGAAUUUUCAACAAUUUUACUUUUAAGAGCUCUUAAUAAGUUAGACAAUUUUUUAUUAUAUGUAAAAUAAUUAUUUCAUUCUACAUACAUUUUUACUACUCACUAAAACGAUAAAACAUAACAAAAACUAACGCCAUUACAAUAUUUAUAAUUUUUUUAAUUUUCUAUUCAUUUUUUUAAAUGGAAGGGAAUUAUAAUGAAAAUCGAAAAAAAAUUAGUAUAUUAGCGAAUUGAAUUCGCCAGAGGCCUUAGAUGCCUAUAAGACUUCCCUCCAACGAUCAUAAUGCCGAAUCGUUUAUAAUAGGAGCUGAAUAAAUAGCCUAAAGAAAAUAAUCGGUAGAAUUUAAUCAAUGAAAAUCAUAAAAAAAAAUAGAAAAAUGAAAGAAAUUUUGUCAUUCGCUUGACAUUUGCAUAUUAAAAUAAUAUAUAAGACACACUUGACGUCAUAAAAUCCUUAAUCGUAUUCAUAGAAAUGGAAAAAAAAACAUAUAGGACAAGAUUUUUACUGUAUAACCAUAAUAAUUCCUACAUAAAUUCAUCUCUUUACUCAUAUCGUAAAUCAUACCUUAUAAAUACUCGAUUAUUACGCGUUUUUAAAUAAAAAAAACAAAAAUUACUUUUAUCGAAGAGCUCGCACUUGACCAAUCACUGGCUGCCUGGAUUUUGCUUCUCAAUUGCAAAAAUGCCACCGCAUUUUUUCAGCGAGAUCAACGAAACAAAAAAA
This is a messenger RNA of Chelonus insularis, 3826 nucleotides long. It is a transcript of the gene Atet, whose product is annotated as ATP-binding cassette sub-family G member 4-like. The record is from RefSeq and is a predicted model, not a curated record. Gene Ontology annotation, molecular function: ABC-type transporter activity; ATP binding; ATP hydrolysis activity. NCBI's taxonomy places the organism in Eukaryota, Metazoa, Arthropoda, Insecta, Hymenoptera, Braconidae. Gene Ontology annotation, cellular component: membrane. Gene Ontology annotation, biological process: transmembrane transport.